AGUGAAUAAAAAUGACGGUUGGCACACUAGGUUUUUAGAGGUCAUGUUUACGAAGAAAUUUCCGUUCGUUAUCUCUUAAAUUUUCAUCAAUUUAAGGUAAAAUUGUAUUAUUAAAUCGCGUUCACGUCGCGUGCGAAUAUGAAAAUUACGUUUGAAAUCAGUUAUCUGUUGAAAAAAGUAAAAAAUGUGCGAGCAGGUCUUUGACCCGCCAAUUAUUGGAUUCGAUAUUGAAACGAUUAAGUUGUCUUUAGAACGAAGUAAACGGUUAAAAUUAUUUCUUGAUAACGUUGAAAGUUUGAUUAACAUUCGGACGAGUACCCCAUUAAAAGGUCGAAAAGAUUUUCGUUGGGAUAAUAUUUGUAAAGAAGCUUUUAAGAUGAUGGCGUCAGCCGCCAAAAUUAUUGAUAACGAUAGCGGUUACAUUUCGAAUCAUCAAGAAUCAAAUUCAACAGAUAUAUAUCAAGAAACAAUGUCUCAUAAUACUAAAGAUAAAUUUGUGUAUAUGAAUGAGGACGCUUUAUUAGAAAAACCCAUUAGUUCUGAUCAAUCGAGAAUUGAAGAUUCUGUUAGUUGUGAAGAAACUGAAUGUUUUCCCGGUUUAAAAGACUCCAUGGACGAAGAAUCUGGAAUAUCAGAAGAAACCAAUGUAAGCCCUUUCAUUUCAAAUAUUGACCCAAUUGUUUUAACCGAGGAAACAUUAGAAAAAAUUGUUCAAAGUGUACCUAAAAUAGAUUUAAUUACGGAAAACUGUGAUAAUGACUCAAACGCUGAAAAUAAUGCAAAUUACUUAAAUAUUCAUUCAAGAACAGCUACUCUAUUAUCUUUAUCAAUACUUGAUAAAAAUAAAGAAAAAGAAGUAGCAAAAUCUGUCGAAAAAUCUAUUGAAGAGCCCCAAAAAAGUUCGUAUAAAAAUGUACAGUUGUUUAAUAUAAUUCAAACACCUCAAAAAUCGUAUAAAAACCCAAUAAAUCCCAACUUUAGUCCUGAUUUAUUCUCCGAUAACGAAUUAGAUACUUCGCAAAAUUCUCCAAUUCCAAAAGUGGAGUUUAAAGAAAAGUAUAUUUUGAGACAAGAUAGAAAAUUAUAUCGUAGAGCUAAAGAAAUGUUAAUCGGGGUUCCACCUCCUAUUUGUUUACAACAUGUUAAUUUAAAUGUCAGUGAUAUGCUAAAAAGAUACGAAGAAAAUAAACAUUUAAUUUUAACGAAAAAAGAAGUUGAGGAGAAAAACUUGAAAGGUGAAAGCAGCUCAAAAAAUUGUGAAGCAACUUUCUUAAUCACCCAAAAUGGAUUUGAAUCUAUCAGAAAAGAAUUUCCAAGUGUUUUGGAAGAAAGAUAUUAUGGACUACAUUAUAACCGAAGUAAACUUUCGGAAGAAAUGGAACAAUUAGCAAUGAAAUACGCUUCAAAAUAUAUUGGUUCUGAAACACAAUCAUCUUGUACAGUAUUUCGAACAAAUUUCCCAUCUAGUCCAUCAAAAGUAUCCAAUAAACUUCGUUGGACAAUAAAAUCCCCUGGAAAAAGACUUAGCCAUUUAGCAAGACGUAGAAUAACAUUUUCCAGCGCAACUCUCCAAGCGCAAACGCGACAAAUAGCAGUCGAUCCCAGUCGAUUAAAAGUUUUAUCACGAAAUCGAAGCCCGUUAAAGAAAUCACCACGUAAAACACCCAAAAAAAGUCCAACGAAAAAAAUCAAAACCCCAUCCAGUUCGGCAAAGAAAAAAUUAUCACUUCAAAUACGUUUAAUGGCCGAACAAAUGCCUGGAUCUUCAAAAAUCGCCAAUACAAAGCGCGCUUUAUUUCAAAGUCCCGAGAAAGGCAUGAAGAAUAGUUGCGGUGGAAGUACGAAUAAAGUCCAUCAAGUUCAUCAUGUUUUAAGUCAAACCGUAACGAGUAAAGAUUCGAUUUCACCGUUUCGACGAAGAACGAAUUUAAAAUGCGUUUUAUUUGCUUCCCCGACGAAAUCAUCGCCUUCAAAAAUUGGAAAUAAACGAAAACGUACCGAUUCGGAAACUGUACAUCCUUCAAAACUGCCGAGAUCGUUUUCGUUAAGUGAAGUUAAUGAAAACAAACAAAUUAACCACAGUUUGGUUAGAGUUAAAAGUGAAGCUUUUAUUCGAAGUCCCGCACAACGAAUUGAAUUAAGUGAAACACACAAAAAGAAAUUACUUUGGGCAAUUUACGAAACACUGCGUGCUCAAAAAAUUAAUAUGUCUCAUCCAAAUUACAAACAAUAUGCAGGAGUCCUUUGCAGAGUUACAAAAAGAUAUCUUCCGGAUUUAUCAGCGAAUGCUCCGCGUCCGGAAGGUGGGACAAGUGAACGAAUGUUAAAGAUAGCCCGUUUACAUGUAGGUGCCGUUUUACAAGGAAAAUCGGUCGAUGAAAUCAUUCAAGAGUACGAACAAAGAAGAUUAAAAACUUUAAAGCCGUCCGGUUACGUUUCUCUUGAAAAUGUGAAAAAAAUGGAUGUUUCUCAAGCGAAGGAAAACGUUUUAAAAGAAAAUGAUGUUAAUUUAAAAGAUAGAGAUAACGUUUUAAAAGAUAGAGUUAAUGUUCAAAGUGUAGGUGUAAAUUUGGUAAAUAGAGAGGUGAAAAAAGUUGAUAGAAUUGAUAAAGUUCGGAAGGUUAUUAAUUUUUAAAAAAUUUUAUUGAUAAAUAUAAGUAAGUGCUCAGUUUCUUUACAAUUCAAAUAUUAGAACGUAUCUUUAAUUUUACUGUUCGUUCCGAUUGAUUUUUUAAUACCUCAUAGGUUUAUUUUAUAAAAUAA
This is a messenger RNA of Onthophagus taurus, 2763 nucleotides long. RefSeq names its product cyclin E-interacting protein minus (gene mi). The record is from RefSeq and is a predicted model, not a curated record. Lineage: Eukaryota; Metazoa; Arthropoda; Insecta; Coleoptera; Scarabaeidae.